This is a messenger RNA of Leguminivora glycinivorella, 1299 nucleotides long. Its product is annotated as CLIP domain-containing serine protease HP8-like. The record is from RefSeq and is a predicted model, not a curated record. Lineage: Eukaryota; Metazoa; Arthropoda; Insecta; Lepidoptera; Tortricidae. Gene Ontology annotation, molecular function: serine-type endopeptidase activity. The transcript is spliced from 7 exons. Gene Ontology annotation, biological process: proteolysis. The coding region runs from base 366 to 1271 and encodes 301 amino acids.
UUCUAGUGAAUUUAGUGUGGGUUAUUACAUCAUGUUUAUAAAUGUUUUAUAACGCCUGAAUUCAGCUCAACUUGUUGAUUUUAGAAUACAUAGCCAUGCCUGCGCGCGUGCACUUUUACAAAUUUUCAUUUAUUUUAAAUAGCACGUUGCUGUUCGCCGGUCGAUAUUUUAAAAACUAAUUUGUACAAACACAGACGAUUUAGUUUUACGAUUUGUUAACUCAUUUCGUUCGAUUAAAGCCCUAUUUUAUCGCCGGGUCGGAUUGGUUAUCCACAGACCGCCAUUACUCUACAUGUAGUGAGGAGAGUUUGGUAACACCGCGCGGUCACGAACAAUGUUUAGGUUUUAAAUUAAUAUUCGUAAUCAUGAUUAAGUGCACUGUGUUAGUUGUUUUAGAGUUUGUUUAUACUUUAGCUGGUAAUAAUGAUAUCAUAAGGUCCCACCCAGCAUGGAAGUUGCUACAACAGUUCGAGUGUGGAGAGAGUGCUGCGGACCGGAUCAUAGGCGGGUUCAACGCCGGACUCGGGCAAUUUCCAUGGAUAGCCCGUCUCGGGUAUACAAGUGAAGACGAGCCAGAUACAGACUGGAUGUGCGGCGGCGUGCUCAUCACCAACAGACAUGUGAUCACCGCCGCCCACUGCAUCACCGAGGAGGACUCUGGCUUAAAACUGUCCUUCAUUCGCCUAGGUGAACACAACACGGAGACAGACCCGGACUGUCAGCUUCACGUCUGCGCGCCGAAGGUCCAGGAUCGGAAGCCGAAGCUCAUCAGGCCCCACGCCAAUUUCAACAACCCUUCCUUCCAGAACGACAUCGCUAUCAUCACUUUGGACAGUCCUGUGCAGUUGCAUGAGUACGUGUCGCCAAUCUGCCUUCCAUUCAGUGACGAGCAACUAUCGCCGCUGCCCCUGGGUGAAAUGCUGACAGUGGCCGGCUGGGGCAAGAUGAACAUGACCACUGAAGAGCGUGCAAAGAUCUUGCAAUACGUCCAGAUACCAGUAGUGGAGAAGUCUGCAUGCAACCUGUUCGGAAAGGCGUUCAAGAUGACGGCUAUGCAGAUUUGUGCUGGCGCCAUUCAGAAUAAGGACGCGUGUGGAGGCGAUUCCGGAGGACCCGUUAUGAAGGUAUAUGACAACGACGAUGGACCAAAGAACUAUCUGAUCGGGGUGGUGUCUUUCGGCCCAACGAUUUGCGGCAUCAAGAAGCCAGGAGUCUACUCUUCAUCAGUGGAAUAUUUGAGAUGGAUUUUAGAUAACAUAAUGAGUACUUGAAUAAAUUUGAAUAUACUUUUUUUUAUUA